CCGCACACACUGUUCAGCUUGACCGCAAGUAUCUCAUCCAUCCUUCUCUUUCAAGAGAAGGUGACCAACCUGUUACUGAUGAUUAUAUUUGAAGCGAUGUAAAUACUUUGAAGUUUCAUUAUUGGCUUAUGAAGUGUAUUGUGAAUGUGUGGCUAAUUUUACAAAAGCACCGAUUUCAAAAUGGGUAAGGUUGUGCUGUUCAGGACAUGUUUGUAUUUUCUUGUAACUGCGUACGCUCGAGAUCCGGAGAUUCAACAAUAUUUCCGCGUAAGACCUCAAGACCGAGAGGUUAAGGAGGGUGAGACUUUAGAAUUUCCUUGCCAAAUAGGCCAUUUGGCUGGUGAAGUACAAUGGAGUAAAGAUGGAUUUUUAUUAGGUUUUGAUCCAGAAAUUCCCGGAUAUCCAAGAUAUAAAAUGAUGUCGGAUGUCAUACAAGGUAUAUAUAGUUUGCAAAUUGAAAAUGCACAAUUAGAAGAUGAAGGAGAAUUUCAGUGUCAGGUGGGACCAGGACAUAAUCAAAAGCCCAUUAGAGCUAGAGCUCGUCUUACCGUCCUAGUUCCGCCCAAGAUGUUGACAAUUAACAAUUUACAAGAUGGAGAGGAAGCGAUGGUGAGAGAAGGAGAAAAGCUUUCUCUUGUUUGUUCUGCUUCUGGAAGCAAACCUCCAGUUGAAUUGAAAUGGUACAGAAGAUACAUGGAAUUAGUCCCAGAAGCUGCAAAAUUAACUAUAAGAAGAGAAGAGAAUAAGAGAUACACUACUUCGAGUUCGAUAAAUCUUUAUCCUAAAUUAGAAAAUACUGGUGUUUCGUAUACAUGUGAAGCUCAUCAUCAAGCUCUUGUACAACCCAUGAGAACUACAGUGGCAGUUGGUGUUCUAUAUCCUCCAGGAAUACCAAAAAUUCAAGGAUAUAGAGAGGGGGAUGUUGUACACGUUGGAGAAAAAUUAUCUCUUGUAUGUAUCUCACGAGGAGGAAGACCCACUCCAAAAAUUAUUUGGUACAGGAAUGACGAAGUUAUUGACAUAACCUAUUCAAGUAGUGGCCAAGAGUCAACUAAUACUUACGCAUUUACUGUCGCAGCGGACGAUAACAGAGCGAUUUACCGUUGUGAGGCUAUCAAUAGUGACACAAUGCCUGCAAUGGCGACGUCCAUCAAGUUGAAAGUUUUAUUUCCUCCAACAAAACUGAAUGUAUCAGGACCAGUAGAAGCUACUCGAGGAGAAACAAUUACGUUGCAUUGCCAGAGUGAUCCUAGCAAUCCACCAGCACAGAUGUCUUGGGUAAUAGAUGGUUCGCAGGUUAAAGGUGGAGAGACAGAAACCAUUCAAGUCGAAGACGGUUGGCUUACGUCAUCAAACCUUACAGUUACAAUCACCAGGCAGGAUCCUAAUGUCAAAACAUUUGCAUGUUAUGGCGUCGGACUGCCUCUAAAAGCACCUAUUGUCAAAACACAUUCAGUUACUGUGAAGUAUCCUCCCAAUCCUCCUAUAAUUCAAGGAUACGAAGAAGAUACUCCAUUGAAAGAGGGUCAGAUACAGAAAUUAAUAUGUGUUUGCACUGGAGGAAACCCCAUUGCCAGUCUAGCUUGGUUUCGUGGAAACAACGAGCUAACAUCACUUGUGACUAUUAGUGGAAAUGAAGUGUCGAGUGAAAUUGUCUUCAGAGCUGAAGCAAAAGACAAUGGUGCAAUUUAUAUAUGUCAAGCAAAAAACUCUGCAACUGUUAAACCAUUGGAAACAUUUGUAAGGAUUACCGUUUACUUUCCUCCGGAGAAUGUGACUGUUGCUUGUAUGCCUGCGAUUCCGAGAGAAAAUUUUCCAGUGACUGUUGUUUGCACUACAGCCUCCAGUAAUCCAGCGUCAAAAAUCAGUUGGUGGAAAAAUAGCGAACUUAUCAGCGACUUUCCGGAAGAAACGAUCAAUGCGUCUUAUGGUGGUGUAGCCACGCGUAGCGAACUGUCAUUUAUCGUCGAGUAUGAAGAUGAUGGCGCUCUCUUUACAUGCCAUGCUAGAAACGAUAUAUUUCUAUCCUAUAUUGAGGAUAAAAUGGUUCUACGUAUACUCUAUAAACCUAGAUUUUCAGAAGCGACUAAGGUUAUUGAUAUUGUGGAAGGAGAUUCGACUCAAGUAACUUUGUAUGUAGAAGGAAAUCCUGAAGUAGCAUGGUUUACUUGGUCAAAAGAAGAUAAUUUAGUUCCUAGUAAACCUAAUAGAGAUAGAUCGACAGAUGACGUUAGGAGAUCUCGACCCACAAUAACAACUGAUGGUCCUGUUCUUGAAAUCAAUCUUGUAACGAGAUACGAUGCUGGUACUUAUAUAUGCGAGGCAGAAAAUGAAGAAGGAACGGCAAAUGCAUCAGUAGUGUUAAAUGUCCUUUAUCCUGCAACUGUUACCAAUAUAACAGAGUAUCUAGAGAUAAAGGAAGGAAAAGACGCUUAUCUAGAAUGUACAGUUGACGGAAAUCCUUUACCUGAUUCCGUAAUCACUUGGAAGAAAAAAGGAACAGAUACCUCUGUAGUCCAUCACAUGAUAAGCAGUCGCAAGUCAUAUCUAACCAUCAUCAACGUCAAUAAAGAUGAUGCUGGACAAUAUGAUUGUAUUGCGGACAAUGGUAUUGGUGGUGCAUCCUCCUUGUCUUCCUAUCUUGUGAUAAAGUACAGGCCAGUGAUUCAUCGAGAAAUAUUGGUGCAGAAAGUUGCAAGCGAGUUAGGAGAUACCUCCAGAUUAUUAUGUCUAGCAGAAGGAUAUCCGAAAAUAGAAUUUGAAUGGAAUUUUAAAACUCAUUAUAUGGAAAUAAGGGGCGAUUCAUCAAAAUACGCAAUCAGAUUAAAAGAAUUAACAGAGAAGUUAUAUGAAAGCACACUGUUUGUCAAAGACAUUGAACCGAAAGACCUAGGUUCCUACGAAUGUGUAGCAAAGAAUCAAAUUGGAUACGAAUCAGUCAUUUUUGAAUUGCUCAAGAAAGAUGUACCUGAAACUCCUACAGAAUUCCGCGUAAUCAAUACUACAUUUGAUAGUAUUUUGGUGAGUUGGGUACCUGGAUAUGAUGGGGGUUCAGAACAGAUGUAUAAGAUACGUUAUUUUGAAGUUGGUUCCGAUGUUCAUUCUUAUAUAGAAGUCGAUGGAUCAAAAUUAUUUUUUCGUAUUGAAAAUCUAAAAUCUGAUACACAAUAUAUACUAUCCAUUGCAUCAGUAAAUGAAUUGGGACCUAGUAAUUUUACAGAAGAGUUAUUGAUAUUAACAGAAAAUGCACCAAUAAUGGACAGUACUUCGUCUAGAAAUGACAGCAGCACUCUACCUCAUUGGUGGUGGAUCGGUGCUUCUGUACUUGGUGGUAUGGCUGGAAUUGUAAAUAUCGCUAUUGUAUGCGUGUUAAGAAGAAAAUGUUCCAGACGAAGAGCUCCAGAAGGAGUAGAAACAUCUUCAGGAAGCGAACAGUGUUCUAGGGAGAAUGUCAACAACAAGUUAAAGUGCACUUCUGAUGGACAAGCUUAUUUUCUCUCUGGAGCCAUGUACGAUGUCCAUGUGGAAAGAGUACCACUACAAAAAUAUCAGAUGGAAAAGCGGCAGCAUAGAUUAGAUGAACCAGGAGUUAGUUUUUCAUCACAAAAACAAUAUUAUGAUACUUGUGAAUGGAGCGAAGAAGCUGUUUGCGAAAGGUUGGCUACUAGAAGAAGAUACGUGGAUCCUCAUGCAGAUGCAGAUUGCCCUGACAUACUGAAAAGAAACAAAUACGAAGAUAGCUUUCAGAAAAAUGCACCAAAAGAAGAAACAAAUAGUGAAUUAUCACCUAAAACCUCAUUAACUAUGAAUAUACGAUGCUUAACAACAUCGACAAGAUCUUUGGAUUCGGAGAACUGUGGAGCAGACGUUAGUAACAAAGAAAUGUUAGAGAUAUCCAAAAAUACCACAUCUAGGUCAACUUGUGAUGUCAGAAUGCGUAGAUUGUUAUUUGAUACUCCAACUACAAACACAGAACAUUUUCUAACAGAAGAAACUCUAAUUAGCUGAGAAAGAAAUGGCUUAAUGAAUUAUUUCUAAUUGCCAACUAAAAAAAGUAAAAUAACGUGUCGGGAAUUUGCUACAUCUGCCAUGACCUCAUCUCAAUCAAUCAAUAAAGGUGCAAAGGAUCAUUACGAUCAAGAGAGAAGAGCCAGAUAGACAGCAAAAGUUGUUAAGAAGGAGCCAUUGGAAAGUCAUUAUUGUUAUAGCGCGAAUUGGCUAAAUGAACAAAAACAAGUUAGCGUCCUUUUUUAAAAAAGAACAAAAAAUGCAGGGUAUUGUUGAAAAGAGUUAUUGAAGAAAAACUAUUGAAUUUAAUGUUUUGUCUAAUAUUGAUUAAAUCAGAAAUUUAAGAAAAAUAAUAACAAAUAAUGAUGAUUAUAAUUGUUGAUAUUUAUGAUUCAAAUUAUGAUAAUGGUUAAUUAUACUUUAAAAAGAUUCCGAGUUAUAUACACAUAACCUUAUUUCUUUUAUUACACAAAAAUACAAGUAAAAGAUUACUUGCAAGGGAGAAGAAGACUUGUUUACAACAAACUGAAACAUUUGCUCUGGGUAAAAGAUAUCGAUUAUCUCAAUUAUCACACAAACACGUGGAAAGAAUCUCUCAUGCUAUUGACGUGGAAAAAUAGCUUUUUAUUUUUAUUUUACUGUUGAAGUUUGAUUUAAACUAAUGUAUAAAAAAACAUUAUUAAAAUCUAUAAAUCUGUAAAUUUAUAGAUUUGAGAAUGUGUUCUUUCGAAUAAGAUUGUAAAGAUGACUUUAUAAAAACAAAAAAGAGAAAAAGAAAAUCUUCAAAAGAUGGAACUAUUUUGCUCACAAAUUAACACAGCAUAGAUUUGAUUGAAUCAGCAUAUAUUCUAUUGAACGUUUCUUGGGCUUUGAGAAAAGAUUGUAGGCGAUAUAAAACGGGUAACAGACAAACGUCAGUCUAACAAUUUGAAAAAUUAUAUUCUGGUUCUAACAAAGUGUUCAAGUUUUUGUGAUGUGUUUUGUAAUCUCAUUUUUUCGAUAUGUCAACAGUCAAUAUUGAACAUUUCUAACAAUAUUACUAUAUCCUGUGAAUGUAAUAAAAAGGAAUCUAUUUUAGUUGGGAGUAUUUCCUGUUUCGAU
Centruroides sculpturatus (bark scorpion) is the source of this 5109-nucleotide messenger RNA. RefSeq names its product nephrin-like. Lineage: Eukaryota; Metazoa; Arthropoda; Arachnida; Scorpiones; Buthidae. Gene Ontology annotation, molecular function: cell adhesion molecule binding. Gene Ontology annotation, biological process: cell-cell adhesion. The transcript is spliced from 22 exons. Bases 181 to 4008 code for a protein of 1275 amino acids. The record is from RefSeq and is a predicted model, not a curated record. Gene Ontology annotation, cellular component: cell-cell junction.